AUGGCAAAUAUAAUUGAGGGAACAUCAUACCAAAAGAAGAGAAGUUUAUUUGAUGCAGUUUAUCAAAAAUUAAUAAAUAAUGGUUCCCCAAAUUUAUCAGAUCAUAAUUACAAUAAUGGAAAUACUAGUUUCACAAGUGGAAAAAUAAAUAAAAAGAAAUUAAAUUCAUCAAAAACAUCAACAUCACCAAUUGAUUUAAAUCAAUUAUAUAAAUCAUUUCAAGUUUUUCAAGGCGCACAAUUAUCAGUAUGGCAUGAUACAGCUGGACCAGUGAUAGAACAAUCAUGGUAUUAUAAAGAGUUACCAUUAGAUUUUAAACAAUUCAUAGCAAGACAAACAUUAUGUGGUUUAGAUCCAAAGAAUACAUGUGAUGAAUUUAGAUUCAACAUUUAUUCUGAUCAAGGUGUUUUAGUAUUAUCUCAUAUUUUCAAUUCAAAAUAUAAUGAUAGUUUAACAAAGUUUGCUCUAUCACUUUAUUUAUCAAUUAAUUUCUUUAAUGAUUAUUUACCAAUUCAUGAUAUAAUAGUUGAUAGAAUAACUUGUUUAUCUUGUAAAUUAUUAAAAAUGUAUACUUUAAAUUUAAUAGAUCAAUCAGAUUUAUUUACAAAAGAAUUAGUAUUAACAAUGAUAAAUAUUGAACAUUUAUUUUUAUCAAAUUACAAUGAGAAAUGUGGUUCAAUAUCAGUAUCAAAUACAUGUUUUAAUGAUAGUAAAGUUGAUCAAGACUUUUUAAUUAGAGUAUUAACUUCACAUUUUCAAACAUAUGGUUCAACAAUUAUCAUUGGUAGUAAUGCUGAUUUAGUUUAUCAAUGGAUGGAUACAAUUUAUUUAUUUUUAACACCAAAAGAAAGAAAAUUAACAACUCGUAAUUUAAAUUUAAAAGAAUAUAUACCUGAUAUAAUGAUUCAGGGUUUUUUAAAUGAAAAUAGUAUAAAUAUAAAUAAUAGUAUAAAUAAUAAUAAUAAUAAUAUGAAUAAUAGUAGCAAUAGUAUAAAUAAUAAUAAUAAUAAUAAUCAUAAUCAUUUAAAUAGUAGUAAUAAUAUAAAUAAUAUAAAUAAUAAUAAUAAUUCAUGGUUAAAACAAAUUGAUGAAAGAUUACAUUUUUCACUUAGACCUUCAACAGUAGUUGAUUUAGAUAAAGGUAUUGUUUAUCAAACAAAGAGGAAUCAUGAAUAUGUUGAUAAGAGAAUUGACUUAUUUUCAAAGUUAAUUGUAGAUAAUUAUCAUCAAGGUAAAGAGUUUGAAAAUUUAACACCUUUUAAAAAUUCAAAUUCAAUAUUUAUUACUAAAAUGGUUAAUGAAGUAUUUCAAUUACCAUUUCAUUUAAAAGAAGUUUUCUUAAUGCAAUCAAUUAAAAGUUUAUUAAGAAAAUCUUCAAUUGUUAUUACAACACUUCAACAUUUGUCGUUUACACCAGCAAUUGAACAAAAAUAUAAGAUUUCACAACUAUUUACACCACCAUUAAAUGAAGUUGAUAUUGAAUUAUUAUAUGGAUUGGCAGAAAAACUUCAAUUUUACUUAUUUGUAUCAGUAACUAAACCAGAGUCAUUUGGUCUUGAAGAUACAAUUAUGGAAAUUUUAGCACUAUAG
Molecule: messenger RNA, 1590 nt
Organism: Dictyostelium discoideum AX4
Lineage: Eukaryota; Evosea; Eumycetozoa; Dictyosteliales; Dictyosteliaceae
Exons: 4
Coding region: 1-1590 (529 amino acids)
Molecular function (GO): guanyl-nucleotide exchange factor activity
Source: RefSeq, a predicted model, not a curated record